UUGUCUUUACCAAUUGCUCCAGCCAUGAGUCAAUCUCCGCCAAACACGCAAGGACAGCGCAAUAUUAUGCAAAUCACUCCGCAGCAUGCGCAGCAGCUUUUUAGGCACUACCAGCUGGAAAAAGAUAUGGCCGAGCGCGCAGGUAUUGACACUCCCGAGGGAAAGGAACAUUUGGAGAAGUCGCAGAAAAUCAAAGAGGUUUUGAUGAAGUACAACAGGAGACAGCAGAUGCUGAAUGCUCAAUCGCAGAACAGAGGCUCUGGAACGCCUGUAGCGGGACAACAAAGCUCUCCGGCGCCAAAUAUGGCUUCUGGAAUGUCCUCCCAAAUUGGUACACCGCAGCAGCUUGGAAACACACAGACGGCGACUGCGCGGGCACAGGGCGGCAUGAACACGUCUCCACAGCAGAACAUUCCAGGCUCGCGUCCGAAUAUGGGUCCACAACCGGUGCAGCGCCAGCAGUCGUCACCUUCUCUGGGUGCAGGCACUCCUCCUCCUCAGGGCUCUGGAGCACCGAGUACACAAGACCAGCACGCGAAAUACCAGCAGGUUUUCCGGCUUGCCGAGCAGUUCAAGGCCCAUUUGGCUGUGAUUCAGGGCAAGCUCAAUGAUCCAAACACGCCGGCCAACGAGAUGGCGCAAUACAUGCAGAAAGAGAGAGAACUGAGCGGCAAGGUGGAGCAGUGCAGACGUUUUGCGCAGCAACUGGCCCAGCAGCUGAAUCUGUCUCAGGGCGGAAUCCCCAACCAGUCCCGAAUGGGGUCUCAACAGUCACAGGGAGACGUCUACUCGCAGCAGAUGAUGAAUCCACAACAACAGGCUCUCCAGCAGCAAAGGAUGAUGCAACAGCAGCAGAUCCAAGGCCAAAAUACCAACUCCCAAGCACAGAGGAUUCCGCAACCGGCGCAGUCGCAAUCACCGGCCAUGCAACAGCAGAUGAUGGGCCAGAUGCCGAUGUCCGUACAAAUGCAGCAGAUGGCCAGCGGGAAGAUGGCCCCCCAGAAAACGCCCGUGCAACAGCAGCCGCCAAUCAAGAAACAGAAGGUCGGAACGCCCGGAGCAAGUACUCCGAUCACUAACGUCAAUGCUGCCGCGUCCAAGCCGGUGCCAGGGGCUGGUCCAGGCACCUCUGCCACGCCUAUAGCCGGCAAUGCCUCGUCGGAGUCGUCGCGGUCGCGGUUCCAGAACAUGCCAAUUCCAGAGGAGCUCAACAUUGGCACUCCGCAGCCGGUAUCUGUCAAACAGAACAACAGGCCGUCCAUUUUGAACGGGAACUCCAUCGGUGCCGCCUCUUUGACCACUCCUGUUCUCGUUCGUCCACAGAACUUCGAGCUGGAAGGCGAGCGAGUGCUCAACCGCAGAAAGCUCAAAGAGCUUGUUAGGUCUGUCGGGGCGGACGAGGGCGACGCCGAGAUUUCGAUCGACGGAGACGUGGAGGACCUGUUGCUGGACCUUGCGGACGAGUUUAUCACCUCUGUCACCUCGUUUGCAUGCCGUUUGGCCAAACACCGCAAGUCAGAGAGUCUUGACGUUCGCGAUGUGCAGCUACAUCUGGAAAGAAACUGGAACAUUCGCAUUCCUGGCUACUCGUCGGACGAUAUCCGCACCGUCAGAAAGUUCAUCCCGACUCCGUCCCACAACACCAAGCUGAAUGGCAUCUCCAUCAACAAGAGUGUCAAUAAGAGCCAAUGA
Ogataea parapolymorpha DL-1 is the source of this 1692-nucleotide messenger RNA. Its product is annotated as Transcription initiation factor TFIID subunit 12. Gene Ontology annotation, molecular function: DNA binding; protein heterodimerization activity; TBP-class protein binding. Gene Ontology annotation, biological process: DNA-templated transcription initiation; RNA polymerase II preinitiation complex assembly. The record is from RefSeq and is a predicted model, not a curated record. The transcript has a single exon. Gene Ontology annotation, cellular component: transcription factor TFIID complex; SAGA complex; SLIK (SAGA-like) complex. Lineage: Eukaryota; Fungi; Ascomycota; Pichiomycetes; Pichiales; Pichiaceae.